AUGAUGUUAAACCCCAAAAAGUGCGUUUUUGGGGUCAUCUCGGAAAAGUUCUUGGGUUACCUCGUCUCAAGGCGAGGCAUCGAAGCAAAUCCGGAUAAGGUAAAAGCAAUCCAAGAAAUGUCUCCACCUCGGUGCGUCCGCGACGUCCAGAGGCUAAGAGGGCGGUUGGCCGCCCUGAACCGGUUCUUGUCGCAAUCAACUUCCAAGGCGUUGCCCUUUUUCAAGGUUCUAAAAAAUGCCGAUAGUUUCUCCUGGACUGAGGAAUGUCAACAGGCCUUCGAGCAAUUGAAGGAGUACCUUCACCACCUCCCAACACUUACCUGGCCUCGGCCAGGGGACAAGUUGUUUUUGUACCUGUCUGCCGCCGUCGAAGCCGUAAGCGCCGUAUUGAUAAGGGAGGAAGGUGUACAAAGGCCAGUUUACUACGUCAGCCGAGUCCUCCGAGAUCCGGAGACCAGAUACAGUCAGGCGGAGAAGCUCGUGCUGGCUUUAAUCCACGCAGCCCACAAGCUCAAGCCCUACUUUUUAGCUCACCACAUUUGUCUUAGAACUGACCAGCCCUUCAGGCAAGUUUUAUCACGGCCGGAGGCUUUCGGACGUCUUACUAAAUGGGCCAUCGAGAUGGGGGAGUACGACCUGUCUUACGAGUCUCGUGCCGCAAUCAAGGCACAGGCCCUCGCGAAUUUCCUAGCCGAGCUCACUUUUGAUGGGAUGAAGGAGGCCACCCAGAAUACCACCCCGGCUACCACCGAGCCGCAACGGUGGAUUUUGCAUGUGGACGGCUCGUCCAAUAGUGAGGGUAGUGGGGCAGGCUUGCUCCUCGAAAACCCCCAAGGAGAAAUAUGCUCAUAUGCCUUGAGAUUUGACUUCGCUGUUUCUAACAAUGAGGCCGAAUACGAAACAGUCAUUGUCGGCUUGCAACUGGCUCGUAAGCUCGGGGCUGCGCACAUCUUGGUCUACAGUGAUUCCCAACUCGUCGUGUGUCAGAUACUGGGCGAAUACGAGACCAGGGAAGAGGUGAUGCAUCGCUACGUCUCCAAGGUCCUCCAGUUGGUGGCACAUUUCGAAUCUUUUGAAAUCCAAAGAAUACCGCGGUCACAGAACAGGAGGGCUGAUGCCCUCUCCCGGCUCGCUUCUAUUUCUUUUUCUGAUUUAAACAAGACGGUUCUCGUGGAAGUCUUAGCCGAGCCGGGGUACGAAGGAGAGGUCGUGUAUCCCAUCUAUCCUGGGGACACGUGGAUGGGGCCCUUGGUUCGAUUUCUCAGCCAGGGAGAGCUCCCAGAAGACCGACCUGAGUCGAGAAAGCUGCAACGUAAAGCAGCUCGGUACGUUCUUCGACAAAAUCUCUUAUACAAGAGAUCAUACCUCGGCCCAUGGCUGCGGUGCAUUACGCCCGAAGAGGGCGAGAGGAUCCUGCAAGACAUACACGAGGGACUUUGUGGUGCUCACGUCGGCUAUAGGAUGUUUGUCAAAAAAGCUUUGUUGCUUGGGUAUUUCUGGCCCACCAUGAGGGUAGAUGUCCAGGUCAUGGUCCUUAACUGUCCUUCUUGCCAGCACCACGUCCCUGAGCACCACCAGCCGACUAAUCUUAUGAUUCUCAUCACCUCGCCAUGGCCAGCCCCAGGCAAUUACGCCUACGUGGUGGUGGCAGUAGAUUACUUCACCAAAUGGGUCAAGGCAGAGCUUCUGAGGAGUAUCACUGGGUCAGCGGUCCAAAAAUUCUUUUGGAAGAAUGUGGUUUGCCGCUUCAGCCUACCCCGGGUGGUCAUCUCAGAUAACGGCAGGCAGUUCGCGGAUAAUCCUUUCAAAACGUGGUGUGAAAACUUGGGGAUCAAACAGCAUUUCACUUCGGUUGGACACCCCCAGGCCAAUGGACAAGUUGAAAACUUCAACCGCACUCUCCUUCAUGGUCUUAAAACCAGGUUACACCGGGUUGGGUCAUCAUGGAUGGAAGAGCUCCCCAGCGUGCUGUGGUCCUACCGAACCACCCCGAGGUCAGCAACUCAAGAAACCCCAUUUUCUUUGACUUACGGGUCCGAAGCUGUUGUCCCAACCGAAUUCAUUACCCCGAGUCCACGAAUGGCAGCAUAUGCCGCCGAAGUCAACGAAGAGGAACGGCGAGUUGACCUCGAUCUCGCCGAAGAGAAACGUGAUAUGGCUGUGGCCAAAGUUGCUCUUUAUAAAAAUAUUCUAACUGGUUAUUACAAUGCUCGGGUCAAACACUUGCGAUUCAAUCCGGGAGACCUUGUGCUCCGGAAGAACUCGGUUAGCCGAGCUGAGCCUCAGGGUAAACUAAAUCCCAAGUGGGAGGGACCAUACCGUGUUGUUGAAUCCAGCCAAAAUGGAUAUUGUAAAUUGGCAUACCGAGAUGGCUCUCGGGUGCCCCGAACCUGGCAUGCUGAAAAUCUUAAAUUGUAUUACCCUUGA
Molecule: messenger RNA, 2427 nt
Organism: Coffea eugenioides
Lineage: Eukaryota; Viridiplantae; Streptophyta; Magnoliopsida; Gentianales; Rubiaceae
Exons: 2
Coding region: 1-2427 (808 amino acids)
Biological process (GO): DNA integration
Molecular function (GO): RNA-DNA hybrid ribonuclease activity; nucleic acid binding
Source: RefSeq, a predicted model, not a curated record